AUGGCAUCUAGUAGCAGUGGUCCCCCAGAUAUCAAAAUCCAUAAUGUUUUCUUAUCAAAUGUGGAAGAAGAGUUCGCUCGAAUCCGUGGAUUAGUUGAGGAUUAUCCAUAUGUGGCCAUGGACACAGAGUUUCCGGGAGUGGUUGCGACGCCAUUGGGAACGUUCCGAAGCAAAGAAGAUUUUAAUUAUCAGCAAGUGUUCUGUAAUGUCAACAUGCUGAAAUUAAUACAGGUUGGAUUUGCCAUGGUCAACGACAAAGGCGAGCUGCCCCCAACGGGCGAUGUUUGGCAGUUCAAUUUCAAUUUCUCCUUCGCCGAAGACAUGUUUUCACAUGACAGUGUUGAAAUGCUGCGUCAAGCGGGUAUUGAUUUCAACGCAUUGCAGGCAAGAUACAUUUCUUUUUAUAAGUUACCCGAAAGCUUCUUUCAGCAUGAGGGAAUACCAACACAUGUAUUCGGCGAGUUGCUGACAACAUCUGGACUAAUUACGGAUCCGCGGAUUACAUGGCUGACAUUCUCCUCGGGCUACGACUUUGGAUACCUUCUGAAAAGUAUAACGCUUGGCGAUCUGCCCAAAGAAGAAGCUAUGUUCUUCACAUGUCACAAAACUCUGUUCCCGACCAGUUUCGACAUCAAAAUUCUUCUCCGAACGCCGAAUUGCGCAUCAGCGAAGCUGAAAGGUGGUCUGCAGGAGGUUGCUGACCAGUUGGAUGUAAAACGACAAGGAGUUCGUCAUCAGGCAGGAUCCGAUGCACUUUUGACGGCUGCAACGUUUUUCAAAAUCAAGAAGCAGUUUUUCGGAGAUAGCUGGAAUCAAAUUGCUCCUCUGAUUUGCGGUCACAUGUUUGGACUUGGAUCGUCACUUUCCCUCUUCCAUUCCGGUGGUUCACAAGCCCGACUUGGAGAGGAUCCCAAUCAAGGAAUGGGUGGAAUUCAGCAACAAGCGUAA
This is a messenger RNA of Caenorhabditis briggsae, 948 nucleotides long. The transcript has 3 exons. Gene Ontology annotation, cellular component: CCR4-NOT core complex; CCR4-NOT complex; P-body. The record is from RefSeq and is a predicted model, not a curated record. NCBI's taxonomy places the organism in Eukaryota, Metazoa, Nematoda, Chromadorea, Rhabditida, Rhabditidae. The coding region runs from base 1 to 948 and encodes 315 amino acids. Gene Ontology annotation, molecular function: poly(A)-specific ribonuclease activity; nucleic acid binding.